CUGUAGAUGGUCCGCGAGUUUUUUGUAUUGGCUAAGUGGUCCUUGGCCUGAAAAAGUUUGAGAAACUCUGAUCUAAAAGGACAACGCAAAGUGUGCAUCUGCUCACAGCGCUGCCCAGGACUCCUGUAUCAGGUCUAUCUAUAUAGGUUCAGAUUAGUUUUCUUAGUCUUGUUGGUUUAUUCACGUUUUUAAUGUAUACCUUGCAGCAUCACGGCUUACAGUCCUAGUUUGUGUAGCAGGGUGACAUUAACGUGUAUGGCAUCUUACAUUUUCGAGUUGCUCGUCAUAUUACGUGAUAUUUUGUCGCAUGUCGGACUCGGAUGGUUUGUCCGAAUUAGACUGGUGAUUGGUGGCUUUCAUAGCCAGAGAAUAAACUGUAGAUGGCACGUUAUUAACUGGAACGGCAUGCUAUGUUGUCCUACCAGAUGCUAUGCCAGUACAUAUUACCAUUAAGUUCAUGGAAGUAGGGAUAGGCUGCGUUUGUAGUUUUCUACACUAGUUACAAGCGUUCUAAUUUGUAAAGCACUAAAGUGACGUAACAAUCAGCGAGAUUCUACAUUGAAUGCAAGGUGCUUGACGUGGCAGCAGAUUAGUCUUCUCUGUAGAAGUAAACAUACUGAAGUCGACGUGGACGUUUGAUUCAGAGACCUGACCAAGAUGACCAAUUACUUGGCUUUCCCAGCCAUAGUGGACACUCCUGGCCAGUAUGGUCAAAUGAGAAAAAUGUGGGAUGGUCACCAUUUUAAAUAUCAUAUGGACAGAAUGGGAAAAGUUAAACCAAUGGUGGACAACAAAGCUCCCAGAACGUUUAUACACUGUCACAUGAAAAUGAAGAAAAUUCAGAUGGAGCAAGAGCGUCUGAUGGAGGUGGAGAGAGACAACAGACUGCUGGUGUCCAGAAUUGCCCGCACCAUGGCCAAAGGAGGCCUGGACAACUGGAACGAGUCCUAUGAGGUCUAUUCAAAGAACUGUAGUGUGAGUGAAGAUGUGAGGAACCGAGAGCUGGUGAAGAUUUCCCUGGAGAACCAGGCUAUCCUCAACAAGAUCAACAUGACCAUACCUGUGUACAACCACAAGCAAUGGCUGAACGACUUCAAAGUGACAAGAGAAUAUACGAAACGUCUGAGAAAGUAUCCACAAACAGACACAACCAAGGUGCCCGCUUUGAACCUGAUUAAUUGACCAACCUCCACUCCAACACUGCAGUUUAUCUAUCAGCAUUUUUAUUGUAUAGUUUUGUAUGGUGUAAUUCAAAAGCAAAUAAUGCCAAAUCAAUAAAAUGCAACAGUGUUUACUAUGACAACCUCUGUGUUUGUAUGUGUGUAUUCAUGUGUGUGUGUGUGC
Molecule: messenger RNA, 1344 nt
Organism: Clupea harengus (Atlantic herring)
Lineage: Eukaryota; Metazoa; Chordata; Actinopteri; Clupeiformes; Clupeidae
Product: sperm axonemal maintenance protein CFAP97D1-like
Source: RefSeq, a predicted model, not a curated record